Molecule: messenger RNA, 2871 nt
Organism: Dovyalis caffra
Lineage: Eukaryota; Viridiplantae; Streptophyta; Magnoliopsida; Malpighiales; Salicaceae
Source: the annotation of a GenBank genome assembly
AUGAUAGCUUCCCUCUGGACAAAGAAGAUCUACGAUCAGUAUCAGAAGGCUUUAGGCAUAGAUCUGUGGAGCACUCAAUACGAGAAAAUGAAAGAGCACCUGAGGAAGCUGAAAGAUAUCAAUCAUAAGCUGAGAAAAGAAAUCAGGCAAAGGAUAGGAGAGGACCUGAAUGAUCUGAGCAUUGAUCAUCUGCGCAGUCUUGAGCAAAAUAUGAAUGAAGCCUUGAAUGGUGUACGUGCCAGGAAGUACCAUGUGAUCAAAACCCAAACCGAAACCUACAGGAAGAAGGUGAGGAAUUUAGAGGAGAGACAUGGAAACCUCUUGAUGGAAUAUGAAGCAAAAAUGGAGGAUCCACAAUAUGGUUUGGUAGACAAUGAAGGAGAUUAUGAAUCUGCUGUUGCACUUGCAAAUGGGGCUUCCAACCUCUUUGCUUUCCGCCUGCACCAAGGGCACAACCACCACCACCACCACCCUAAUCUUCACCUUGGAGCACUUUCUGCUACUGCCACUACUACUCUUCCUACCACCACUUCAAUUCCUCCUCCAUGGAUCCCCGAAGACGACCUCUUGUUAAAAAACGCUAUCGAGGCAGGAGCAUCGUUGGAAGCCUUAGCGAAAGGAGCGGUGAGAUUUUCGAGGAAAUUCAGUGUGCGUGAAUUGAGGGAUCGGUGGCAUUCUUUACUGUAUGAUAAUGAUGUUUCGGCGGAAGCGUCUAGUAGAAUGGUACAGUUAGGACUUUCUAAUUUUUCCUUGCCGAAAAUAAAUAAUAAUAACAAUAGUAAUAAUAAAUUUGGUGUUGUUCUGAAAGAAAGCGAUUCUGUUAAGAGAAAAUUCGAAUGUGUUAGGCAUUUGUAUUAUGCAAUGAGGAAGAAAAUGCGGAAGCGUGGUGGUGGAGGGUGUGGUGAUUAUGGUUUUCUUGGUUCGCCCAAUGGUGGUGGUUGUGAAGGGAAUGUUGGAUUUGGUGGGAAUGGUGGGUUUGGAGAGGAUGAUCGAGGGCAUCUUGAAUUUGUUGGGGGGAAUGAAGGAGGGGUGGGGGAUGUGUGUUUUGAGAGAGAAAAUGUGAGAAAGGAUGUGCAGGAUGUUGGAGAUGGGUUGGUUGAGUUUCGAGAUUCUGAUAGAGGUGGGAAAGCCGGGCCAUGUGGUGUGCUGGAAAGUGAUGCUUUGAUUCAGGUGGAGGGAAUUGAGUCUUUGGCACCAAGGGUGCCGUUAUGGAAAGCGAUGGAGGAUGUUUCUGUGCCUGAAAUGCCAGUUAGUGCGAGUGUUGAAGGUAAAGGUCAAAGUGGAGAGGAUAUGUUAGUAAAUCAUGAAGAUGUGGAUGGGAAUAAAGUAAGAUUGGCGGGAGUGGAUGCUGAUCACUCAAGAGAAGAGUUGCAAGAUGAACCUACUGUUGAUGUACUUCAUAGCUCAACUGCUAUUUCAGAAUCUGAUUUUCCAGAUAUUUCAGACUCGCUCUUGAACUUUCCAAAUGAGGAUGCGCCACUUUUUAUGGAUGUUGAUAGGAAAGAUGCAAUAGAUAAAUGUUACGAUAGCAUUACUACUUCGCUUUUGGUUAGUUCUCCUAAUGAUGUUCUGGGUGAUGUGCCCGAUGUUAAAGAUCCAGAGACAUUAGCUUCAGAUACAAGCCUUGGAAUUCCUGAUGGUGCAUCCCCUGCAGAGUUAGAGGCUAUUCCAGAGGAUUCACGCUCUGUUGGUGGCAAUCAGGAUAGUCAUCUUGUGUCAGAAAUGAAUGCGCCAUCAUCGCCAAAUAUUUUGUCUGCCGAAGAAAAGGGAGAAAUGGAGUGCACAAUAAACAUGGAGGACUCUGAGAUCCCAUGCAAUGAUGAUGUAUUCGUAACUAAAACAUUUGCUUCUCCCAUAAUGGAGCAAACUUCUAACAAGACUCCCUACCUGUCUUCCUCGAGUGCUAAUCAAAAAGUUUGCAAACAAGAGCUAAUCGUGAUGAAAGAAGAAAAUCCUGCUCAAUGUCUUACUUCUCCACGGAUGGUUGGGCAGUCUAUGUUGCCAGUAACCAGUCCAAGACACCAACAUGUUCUCUGUGGAGCCAAAUGUGAGUUUCCUGCUCUGAUGUCCAGACAAGCUAUCACAGCCCAUGUAGACCCAAUUCAGUGCAGAGCAGCCCCGGGAACUCCUACUCUUUCCACAGUUGGACUGCUAAAGUCAGAGUCAUUAUAUGAAAAAUUAAGUUUCCCUAUAAAAGCUACCGCAGCACCCUCAACAUCAGAUCAGGAAGAAUCUGGGAGUGAUGAUGAUGUUCCCUGCUUUUCAGACAUUGAAGCCAUGAUACUUGAAAUGGAUCUAUGCCCGGACGAUUCAGAUUCAUUUGUUAAUCAAGAAGUCUCAAGAUAUCAGAAUGAAGAUGCCACAAGGGCAAUUAUAAGGUUGGAACAGUGUGCUCGAUCUUCUAUGCAAAGAGCCCUUGCAUCUCGAGGAGCACUUGCUAUCUUGUAUGGACGCCAUUUGAAGCAUUAUAUAAAGGACACUGAGGCUGUGCUUGGCAGAGCAACAGAUGAUAUGGAUGUUGAUAUUGAUUUGGGAAGAGAAGGUCCUGCCAACAAAAUAUCAAGACGGCAGGCACUCAUAAAGAUGGAACGAGAUGGCUCUUUCUUUUUAAAGAAUCUUGGUAAGAGUCCGAUAUUUUUGAAUGGUAAAGAACUUACUACUGGGCAGAGUAUGGGUCUGAGGUCAAGUAGUUUGAUUGAGAUUAGGGAAAUGGCGUUUGUGUUUGAAGCGAAUAGCAAAUCUGUGAGGCAGCAUCUGGCGAAUGUUACCAAAAAUCACGAAGAUGACAAUUUCAAAUUUGAAUGGUCAGACAAAGGGAUUAUCCCCCGAGAAACUAAUAUCAAGUUUGAAUGGUCUGAAGGGGUUCCAUGA